This is a messenger RNA of Octopus sinensis (East Asian common octopus), 4028 nucleotides long. RefSeq names its product SUMO-specific isopeptidase USPL1-like. Gene Ontology annotation, biological process: protein desumoylation; Cajal body organization. Gene Ontology annotation, cellular component: Cajal body. The record is from RefSeq and is a predicted model, not a curated record. The transcript is spliced from 7 exons. Gene Ontology annotation, molecular function: SUMO binding. Lineage: Eukaryota; Metazoa; Mollusca; Cephalopoda; Octopoda; Octopodidae. The coding region runs from base 674 to 3811 and encodes 1045 amino acids.
CGUCGGCGAAAAUGCAACAGGAAUGCGAAGCCUUGGGCUCAUGCGAGAAGACAUUUUUAAAUACCGAGUCAUAACUCGCAUUUCACCGGAAGUUUAUUUCAUGCCGUGAACUUCCGGAUCAAAAUCUCCCGCGAAAAGAUUCCGAGGCUUUCACACUUUCCCUCAUUAUAUAUAUAUAUAUGUAUAUGUAUUUUAAAAAAAUCAACAGCAAAAAACGAGAUCGUAUCUAUUUGGAAGAAUAAAAAGGAAAAUAUUUUUUUAAAAUGCACUUCUUAUGUACGGGCAAAGAUAGAACUUACGAAAGUGUUAUUUUGAUGUUGAGUUAAAAUAUUCAGACAACGAAUUCUUUCAAGUGUUGGAUUUUUAGUAGUAGAAUAAAUACUUGCCUCGUUCAGUCUGUCCCCAAGGGCAUUAGUUGUGUAAGGGAAACGGCUUUAAACACAAAAACCAAAAUUUGGUCGAAGACACACACCUCUGCCCUACCCUUCACUAAUUGGUGCAAGGAAGGUUACAAUCUAAUCACUGACGGGAUGCAACUGUCAUACAAGUUAGGGACCACUGACCGAUUAAACAACAUUAAUUAUUUUAAAACCAGACAGAAAGAUAGAGAUAGGUAGCUGUUCUUAUCGCUUGAAUCGACAUCUGUCAAUUUAUUUGCAGAAGACAAAAAAAAAUGAUGGUGCCUGUGCAGGAACAUGUAUGUCCUGCAUGCAAGAUUAAGAUGCAACUCUUUGCCAUUAACUUUGAAGAAAGUAUAUAUUUAUGCCCUACCGAAGGGUGUUUUUAUCCUCUGAACCAAUCACAUAAAAUAGUGCUUGUUGCCAGUAAUAAUAUGUGCAGUGACAAUGAAAUGGUCUCAGCAUAUCCCGAAGAGAAGGCUUUAGAUGUAAUAUCUGCAGACACAGAACAGAACAACAGUGGUUCUUCAGUGACUGAAGAUGGUGUGGCACACGAAGAACCAGCUGUUGCUGAUAUUUCAGAUUCAAAUAAUGCUUUAAUGAAUUUACCAAAAUCUAUGGAAUCAAUUAUCAGGAAAGUUGCUUUGGCCAACAAGAACUUCACCAGUUUAUUGCCUAAAAAUUUUCUUGAAUCAUUGUCUCCACCAUCCGUAUCAUCAUCAUCAUCAUUAGUAGCACCAGCAGCAGCAGCAGUAGCAGCAUCAUCAUCGUCAUCAUUAUCACUGUUGCCAUCGUCACCACUUCCGUCAUUAAAGAAAACGCUUAAACGGAAGAUCGUUGAUGUGAAAAACAACAGUUCAACUGUAACUGCAAGUCUGCCACCCCAUUUGCAGCAAAGGAAACUGAACGUAAAUGUUGCACCGAACAAACAAGUGCACUAUUUGCAGUGGCCGAAUAGCCAGGCUCUGUGCUGGCUUGAUGUCAUCUUAUGUCUAUUCGUACACAACAAAAUGCUAAAAGCUCGAGUCAGGCAGCUCCCGCCCCAAGAUAGAUCUGUUCUUAAGACCCUGUUUAAGGCCUACACUCAGGCCAUGAAAUUAUUUAAUGGCACAAACCAACCAGAAAAAGGACAGCCGACUGCUAAGGGCCCUAACUCUUCAAUCCCGGCAUCUGAUUUACCCAUGGCCAUUCUCAAGAAAGCCAUGUUGGACAACUCUGUAGCUGUGAAAGGACCCAAGAAGAAAGCUGUUAAACUAUUACUCAACGUCCGUGAAGCCGUGUGGAAACAGCUACAAACGAAGCUGCUGUGCAAGAAAGGUACGAACGAUGGUCCUGUCUUCGCUCUCAUUUCUCUUGAGAAACAGGAACCAGCUUUACGUGAUGUAUUUACCAUGGAUUACAUUUUGGAAUUUCUCUGUAAGCAGUGUGAGCAUCGUGUCACAUCCAGUCACACCAAAAUGUUGCCUACUUUGGAAGCUGCUGCAGAUUUUUCAAUGUAUAAUAUGCAACACAUUGUUAAAUGUUCCAACUGCAACUGUCGAAACCAGUGUCGCACCCUGAAACCCAUCAAGUUUGGAAACUCUAUUUUAUUACACUUCUUGAAAGGGAUUCCAUUUGAAGAUUUAUCCAAAUUGAAUUUUACCCAUAAUUCCAUUCACUAUCAUGUCGUUGGGAUUGUUCAAUAUACAAAUGAUCCUGACCACUUCAUUGCUUGGAUCAAAUAUUCAGAUCGAAAAUGGAUUAAAUGUGAUGAUUUAGAUGGUCCGAUAUGUUCGGUGAACCUUGGUCUACCUCUCAUACCCAAGCAGGAAAUCCAUUUAGUAAUGUGGGAAAAACUGAAGUCGGAUUCUCUUGAGACCGUAGCAGAUCCUAAAACGAAUUCAGCGUCAGCAUUGACCAAUCCACAGAUGUUACCGGUUGUUACAUCGGUCAGUGAAGCUCCUUCAGCUUCUGCUUUACCAGUUGUAACUAUAUCAGAUGAUUCUUGUUCAUCACCUAUACCGUCAACUUCAUCUGUCACGUUGUCAACGACUGCGACGUCAAUGACGAAUAGUAUUAUAUCAUCGACUGUCGGAACGGUUUUCAGCAGAACUACGCCGUCAACUGGAGUUUCAGUUCUUGGUAAUAUAAUGUCAUCAAUUGAAGCGCCAGUUUUUGGUGAUGCCAUGUCAUCAACUGUUGUCCCAGUACUCAGUGGUACCAUACCAUCGGCUGUUGUUCCAGUUCUCAGUGGUACCAUCCCUUCAGCUGUAAUGCCGGUUCUUAGUGCUACUGUGCCAUCAACUGUAGUUUCAGUUAUUGGUAAUACUGUGACAUCAGCAGUCACACCAGCCCUCAAUAGUACCGUUUCUCAACUGGUCAGUCCAGCUCUUUGUAGUACUAUGUCGCAGCCAGUCAUUUCUGCUCUGUGUAGUACAGUCUCACCAUUGGUCACAGCAGGUCUUUGUAAUACUGUAUCACCAUUGGUCACCCCAGCUCUUUAUAGUACUGUUUCACCAUCGGUCACUCCUGCUAUUUGCAGUACCGUCUCGUCACAAGUUGCACCGACUGUCAACACUACUGAAUCGUCAGCAGCCCUCAGUACCGUUUCCCCAACUGUGGCCCCGGUCCACAAUAUUAUGCUCUCGUCACUUGGGACUCCCAUUUCCUGUGCUACGUUGUUAUCAGUUGCAAAUCCUGCCAUUAAUGGACCAAUAUCAAUCUCAGUAACACCGACAUCAACAACACAACCACAACCGUCAUCAUCCGCUGAUGAUUCGUUUAUUAUUCCCAUGUCUGUGUCACCAAGUGGAUUAAUUUCCUUAUCAACCACUACGUCACCUUCUGAAGUUGUCUUCUCUUUGCCUGUUAUGUCAUCGACUCCGAACACUUUGCUUACACAAUUGGUCAGUUCUGGGAAAGAGGAAAGCUCUUCUUCAUUAACAAGUGCCUCACCAAUUCUUAAGUCUGCACUUCUGAAUAGUUCUCCAUUAUUAGCUUCAGAAACAUUAGUUUCUGCUGCCGGAGACUCCAUACCUCCACAUAAUUCUGCUUCACUACCUACGCAAGUUCUUUCAAAUUCCAGUGAAACCCAAAGUUGUCUAACCGGUUCUUUAACACCAGCCACUUCCAGUAACCAAGUAAUUUAUCCAGUUCAGAUUGAACCCCCACUUUCCAUGAACACAGCAUGCGUUGUCCAAAACACACCGGUUGUUGUCAGACCAGGUCAGUCGGGGGAUUUAAACCAAGUUGUUAUACCAAAUUGUAGUCAAAUUCCUUGUUCCCCUAUGGAAGUGAAACAAAUAAGUUUUCAACCUUUGCCUAUUUCUAAAGGGAAUACAAAAACUUUACCGAUCAAACUUGAGAGUGAUGCCAAUCACUUAAAUAAAUUAAAAGCCAAUUUGGCAAUGGUCAAGAGAUUCAGGAAGUGGUAGGGAUAUGGAAUAUCAGUUUCCAAUUUCCAGUUUGUUAUUGAUAUUCCUCUGUAAAUUUUGUGUAUAAAUUCUUAUUUCCUAAGUUAUUGUCAGAAUUAUCUACAGAUUUUUUUUCUUUCUAAGGAGAGAAUAAAAGACUUAAACUGCCAUCUGUGAUUGCAAAAACUGAAAAAAAGAAUUAACCCCACAAUAUGUAAUAAAGUUGUUAUCAUUAUUA